Rhineura floridana is the source of this 1011-nucleotide messenger RNA. Its product is annotated as vomeronasal type-2 receptor 26-like. Gene Ontology annotation, cellular component: membrane. NCBI's taxonomy places the organism in Eukaryota, Metazoa, Chordata, Lepidosauria, Squamata, Rhineuridae. Gene Ontology annotation, biological process: G protein-coupled receptor signaling pathway. The coding region runs from base 112 to 1011 and encodes 299 amino acids. The record is from RefSeq and is a predicted model, not a curated record. The transcript is spliced from 2 exons. Gene Ontology annotation, molecular function: G protein-coupled receptor activity.
UGUGCUGAGAGUUGCCAACCUAGUUCAAGCAAGAAAGUGAAGGAAGGGGAGCCAUUUUGCUGUUAUGAUUGCAUUCAAUGUCCAGAAGGGGAGAUUUCAGACCACGAGGAUAUGAAUGACUGCAAUAAAUGCACAGACGAAAAGUAUCCAAGUAAGAAUCAAGAUUUAUGCAUUCCCAAAACUGUAACCUUCUUGUCUUAUGAAGAACCUCUGGGAAUUAUUUUAGUCUGCUUUGCUCUUUCCUUUUUUUUAAUCACAUUUCUAGUGCUAGGAACGUUCAAGAAGCACCAUGAUACUCCCGUAGUCAUUGCCAACAACAGAGACCUCACCUACAUUCUCCUUAUCUCUCUCCUGCUCUGCUUCCUUUGUGCACUGUUGUUCAUCGGCCAACCUCGGAAGGUGACGUGUCUUCUCCGACAAACUGCUUUUGGCAUCAUCUUCUCUGUGGCUGUUUCUUGUGUGCUGGCAAAAACCGUCACUGUUGUUUUGGCUUUCAUGGCCACCAAACCCGGAUCCAGGAUGAGGAAGUGGGUGGGGAAAGGACUGGCCAACUCUAUUGUUCUUCUCUGCUCCCUUAUUCAAGUAGCCAUUUGUACUAUGUGGCUGGCAGCCUAUCCUCCAUUCCCAGAUGUGGAUAUGCACUCAAUGAGUGAAGAAAUUGUAAUGGAAUGCAAUGAAGGUUCAAUGACUAUGUUUUAUAGUGUCCUGGGGUAUAUGGGCUUUCUGGCAAUUUCCAGCUUUGCUGUGGCUUUCUUUGCCAGGAAAUUACCUGGCAGUUUCAACGAAGCCAAGCUUAUCACUUUCAGCAUGUUGGUCUUUUGCAGUGUUUGGUUGUCCUUUGUUCCUUCCUACUUAAGCUCCAAGGGAAAAUACAUGGUAGCUGUGGAGAUCUUCUGUAUCUUAGCCUCCAGUGCUAGCUUACUGGGCUGCAUCUUUAUCCCAAAAUGUUACAUUAUUGUGUUGAGGCCUGAGCUGAAUAACAAGGGGCAGCUCAUAAGGAGAAAAGAGUGA